CAACACGAUGAACGCUCCCGACCGGUUAGUGGAACUCUCUCUCUAUACCCUCUCACUUGCCAGCAGACCAAGAUGGCGCUUUCGCUCGUUGAAACGUGCCGAUGGAGGCGAUUAUCCCGUUUCGUCCCUGAAAGAUUUUCUGCGGCGGGCUGUCAAACGGCGCUCCUUUUGGACGGCACGAUCCAAGUGGGCGUGCAGGCAGGAGGGAACUGGGCUCUACUCGGGCGCGCAAGGAGAGAUAUGACAGCGGCGGCAAGGGGGAGAGGAGACAGCUGCUUCAUUGCACCACGCAUAUGGCAGCGCGACCAUGCGAGGCUGAGAGGCAACGCGGUCUCAAACGGCUGCCGUGCAGGUCCCCAGGUGCGCAGGCCAGACUGGUGCCAUGCCAGAGGUGAACCUGGGCAGCUAGUACGGAGGGCCUUGAAGUUUCCUGGCAUCGCACACACCCACCCACCCAUCCACCCUGGAACUCAACACUCAACAUCACAUUGUCACUACCAAAGUCUUUGGAUUUCUCUCACAAGUCCUGCACCAACCCUUGUAUCACCAACUUGGCAUCAAACCCCCCGUUCGACCGAAAUGGCUGGAAGAAACCCCAAGCACAACAACGUCCAGGAGGAUUUCGAGCUGUUCCUGCUCGGUGAGGGCGAGAAGAAGAUCACCGAGGCCCCCUUCCCUCGCAUGUCCAACUGCUCCGACUUCACCCUGAAGAAGGAGGACCACACCCUCGGAAACCUCGUCUCCGAGCACCUCAAGAAGCACCCCAACGUCCUCAUGGCCGGAUACAAGAUCGCCCACCCUAAUGUGCCUGAGCUCUUUAUCCGCGUCCAGACCGACGGCCAGAUCACCCCCAAGGAGGCCAUGGUCGAGGUGUGCAAGAACCUCAUCGCCGACUUUGCCCAGCUCGGCCGCGAGUUCACCCGCGAGUAUGAGCUCCGCCGCAUGGCCGCCGCCGGCCCUUCGACCAACGGCGGUGGUGGCGGUGGAGAUGGCAUGAACGGUCACGGUUACUAG
This is a messenger RNA of Diaporthe batatas, 1014 nucleotides long. RefSeq lists its product as uncharacterized. The record is from RefSeq and is a predicted model, not a curated record. The transcript is spliced from 4 exons. NCBI's taxonomy places the organism in Eukaryota, Fungi, Ascomycota, Sordariomycetes, Diaporthales, Diaporthaceae. Gene Ontology annotation, cellular component: RNA polymerase II, core complex. Gene Ontology annotation, biological process: transcription by RNA polymerase II. Gene Ontology annotation, molecular function: DNA binding; protein dimerization activity. Bases 73 to 1014 code for a protein of 313 amino acids.